Messenger RNA from Exophiala aquamarina CBS 119918, 2991 nucleotides. RefSeq names its product lysine-specific histone demethylase 1. The transcript has a single exon. The record is from RefSeq and is a predicted model, not a curated record. Gene Ontology annotation, molecular function: protein binding; oxidoreductase activity. Bases 1 to 2991 code for a protein of 996 amino acids. Lineage: Eukaryota; Fungi; Ascomycota; Eurotiomycetes; Chaetothyriales; Herpotrichiellaceae.
AUGGAAGAUGACGACGACGACGGUGGAUCUUCUCACGGGCCCAGCACGACCCUUCGGAGUUUGCAGCUCGAGAGCGAGAAUCGCGACUCACCCAACAGCUCCAUGACCUCCAUGUCCGUCGCCUCAUCUGUCGCCGAUCAGAAGCCCAAAAUCAUGUUGAAAUUCAACGCUCAGUCUGAAAGCCCUUCCAGCACAAAAACCUACCUGUUUCAAAGAGCUCCAAUAACCUGCCGGCCCAAGUCAUCAAUUCCCCCCAGACUACACCCCUCCGAAUAUGCUAGUCAAUGUGUAGCAGCCGCCGAGGCCUCUAGGCUAGACCCUUACGCUUUACAUGAGGAUGAGCACAGAUUGUUACAGGACCAAUUAUGUAUAUCUCAUGUAACCGUCUAUCUGAAUAUCAGAAACGGUAUUCUUAGAUUAUGGACCCGAAACCCCAGCGUGUCCGUCAAUCUCGAAGAGGCAAUUGGAUGCGCAAGAGAUCAGAGGUGGACCCGUCUUGCCUGCUUUGCCUACGAAUGGUUAUUGCGACGAGGUUAUAUCAACUUCGGCUGUGUUGCUCCGCCUUUGACCAUCAAGACUGGUCGUGGCCGUAAGAAGGACCCGGCUCGAGAAACCAUUGUCGUCAUUGGAGGUGGCAUGGCCGGUUUGAGCACCGCCAGACAGCUAACCAAUCUGUUUCAACACUACCCCGAUCAUUCUGCCCCGAAAAUUAUCGUCUUGGAAGGUCGUCAUCGAAUUGGUGGCCGGAUUUAUUCUCAUCCACUAACCAGCAUGCGUCCCACCAAGCUUUCCCAAGAUCAAAGACCAACGGCCGAGAUGGGUGCCCAUAUCAUUGUUGGAUUUGAACAUGGAAAUCCUCUCAACGCGAUAGUCCGCGGCCAAUUAGCCCUCGACUACCACCUAUUACGAGACCUCUCUACUCUCUACGAUAUCGAUGGCACUCCUGUCAAUGGUGUUAAUGACGCCAUGGUUGAAAGAUUAUACAACGAUGUCCUUGAUCGCACGGGGCACUAUCGCCUGAAGAACACCGUGAAGAAGACUGCAGAGGGAGAAAAGGACGUGAUCGAUGCUGGUCGUGAACCAGCGGUUGAAGAUUCGAUUACAAUCAAACAAUUUGAAGAAGCCACUGCCUUAGGCAAUAUCGAUCAGCUACUACCAGCCAAAAAAUCCAGGCGAAGGGGUGCUGGUCAUCGAGCUGCCAAAGCUGAUCAACCUUCUGAAGAGAUGGACGUUAGUACCGAAACAAAAAUCCAAUUGCCAGCAGCACAAGCCGCCAAGGAAUUUGGAUUUCGUCUAAAGGAGACAACCGAGAUGCAUGAAACUUUGGAAUUGGAUGACCUUGCCAAGGAGCCCAAUCAGUCGCUCGGCGCUCUCAUGAAUACCGGGAUCGAUCAGUAUCAGAAAUUCCUCGAUUUGAAACCUUACGCCUUACGUCUGAUCAAUUGGCACUUUGCUAACCUAGAGUAUGCCAAUGCUGCUAAUGUGGACAAGCUAAGUCUCCGCGGUUGGGAUCAAGAUAUUGGCAACGAAUUUGAAGGAGAGCACGCUCAAAUUGUUGGCGGCUACCAGCAAGUUCCACGUGCUCUCUGGCGUUACCCUGAUCCACUUGACGUGCGUACCAACAAACCCGUCAAGAGUAUCAAGUAUAGUGCGGCCGGAUCCCAAGGGAAGGCAACGGUAACAUGUGAAGACGGUCAGUCCAUCGAAGCAGACCGGGUGGUCUUCAGUGCCCCUCUUGGAGUUCUAAAGGAGCAGUCGAUUCAGUUCGACCCUCCACUUCCUCAAUGGAAGCGUGAUGCCGUCGGACGAAUGGGAUUUGGUUUACUCAAUAAAGUUGUGCUUGUCUUCGAGCGACCUUUCUGGGAUGUUGAGAGAGACAUGUUUGGACUACUCCGGGCCCCUCGACGCGACAAAGCAUUCAGCCUCGACCACAGUGACUAUAAAGAAACGCGUGGACAAUUCUACCUCUUCUGGAACUGUAUCGAAACUACGGGUCUGCCUGUCUUGAUCGCCUUAAUGGCUGGCGAAGCUGCCUAUGAAGCUGAAAUGGUCAGUGAUGAGAUCCUUGUCGGCGAAUGUGUCCACCUCCUACGAAAUGUCUUUGGCCCACAAAAUGUACCUCCACCAGUUGAAUCGAUCGUCACUCGCUGGGGCUCGGAUCGCUUUGCUAGAGGAACCUACUCUUUUGUAGCUGCGGAGGCACGUCCUGGUGAUUAUGAUCUUAUUGCAGCCCCGAUCUCGAAUUUGUUCUUUGCAGGAGAGGCAACCAUAGCCACCCACCCUGCCACCGUGCAUGGCGCCUAUCUCUCUGGGCUUCGUGCCGCCCAUGAAGUUUUUCAAUCAAUGGUAGGCGAAAUUCCAAUUCCUCCGACCUUAGUACCUGCGUCAACGACAGCGAAGAAAUCAUCUACCAGCGCAAUCGAUUUGACACAAAUGGAAACCCAUAUGGCACAAAUUGGUAAGCGGAAGGGUGACGAAUUGGUCCCUGCAGGUACUUUCACCAGACCAGUCAAAGAGAAAGACAAUACUCUUCAAGAAGCAUGGGAUGCCGCCAUGUGGGUCAGGAUCUAUGAUGACCUUGGCCCACCACCAGUCAAGCCGGUCAAGGCAAAUAUCAACUCUUUCCUGCUCUUCUCUGGUGAACACUGGGAAGAAGUCAAGUCUCGACUUGCAGACCAACGAGCAAAGAAUGGCAAGAAAGCCAGACAAUCAGAACGUGACCAGGUUCGAGUGGAGCUUGGAAAGAUGUGGUCCUCUCUCACCGAGGAGGGGAAAAAGCCAUACGUUGAGAAGACGAACAAGAACCGAGAAGAGAACGAAAAGGGGAUGAAAGAAUGGUCCGUCAAGGCGGCAGAGUGGGACAAGCGGACCUGGGAGGUCAAAGACGUUUGGAUUAAGGAAGGAAACAGCUUCGAAGAGUUCUGUAAACGCAAGGAAGAAGACGAUCAGCUCAUGGAUGCAGCUGAGAUGGCGAAACGGGUCAAGAUAUGA